UCUGUUAACUAGAUGGCUCUAUUGACAUUUGUUUGGAUAAUAUUUCAGGUGAUUGGAAAUGAGUGGUCUGUUGCUUUUGAGGACAGUCAAAACUCACUUAGGAACAGGCCGAGCCUCAAGCCUUUAUUUAAUGACAGCUAAUCACAAAGCACAAAUUGGGAGGACCUUAACCAGAUUAUAAUGGAAUUAGGGGCUGUGUUAUAAGUAAUUAUUCAGCAUAUUCCUCGCUUCAGAUUGCUUGUGGUGUUCUCUGCCUCUCUACUCCACCCCGGCUCUUUCUGCUAAAAGUGGCAUACUUAUCCUAAUAUACAUCACCCUGGACAUAUAACAAAUACUUCUUCCUCUUAGGUAAUGCCUGAUUAAAAAUCUGUACAAUUUGCAACCUUGCCAUAUUUUACAACUAACUGGCACAAGAGGGAGAGCAGACAAACCAGGAGAGGGUGGCUUUGCACCAUCCCAGUCCCUGCGUGGUUUGCUUGACCUGUGCAUAUCUGGCUGCAGGUAACAGUGCUGUUGUCAUUUGUAGUGGGGGGUGUUAGUGUUUAAUUCCUAGUCGAGUGAAUGCAGCUGGGGUUGGGGUGUAGUCCAGGGCCUGCCUUACUAUAACAGUAGCCCUGCUGCAGGCAGCCGUGUCAGCCACUUUGGGGAGAUGCAGGGGCAAAGGUUCUUCAUGCUGUCAAUCAGGCUAUAGACCUGUAGGCUAGGUGCUGUGUGAGACAGUCCUGUGACUCUCAACCGGGGUGAGAGCCUGGCUGAGGGAAAACUUGGUUUGCUGGAAUUCCCCCUGAGUGUGAGAGGUAAGGGAAAGAAAUCUUGACUUCUUUGGGAGCAUCAAACUGGAACCUGAGGUUUGGACUAUUGCUUCCUGCAAAAAGAGGAGCUAUGUAAGAGCAAAGGAGCUGGGUGCAGAAGCACACAGAACAUUGCAAUUUAUGCAAGACAAGAGCCAUAACUUAGCACAGGCAUCCCCAAACUUCGGCCCUCCAGAUGUUUUGGACUACAAUUCCCAUCUUCCCCGACCACUGGUCCUGUUAGCUAGGGAUCAUGGGAGUUGUAGGCCAAAACAUCUGGAGGGCCGCAGUUUGGGGAUGCCUGACUUAGCAUGUGCAAAUGUGCCCUUUGUCUAUAACAGGAAUAGCCCAUGUGGGUCCUUCUGGACAUGGCUACACCAUCUCUGACCAUUGACCAUGCUGCCUAGGACUGAUAAGAGUUUGAAUCCAACAGUAUCUGAGGAUCACCACUUUGGUUAUCCCUGGUCCAUGCUGACAUUAAUUUAGCCGAUCAGCUGAAGGUUGUAGCCCUAAUAUGAAUUCAGUAGACUUUCUUACUUGCAGAUCUAUGUUACUGAAUGACGAUGCCAGUUCCAGUAGUGAGGAACAGUGAUUCAGAAACUGAGGAACUGGUGGGAGCAUUCCAUAUGUUGCCUUCUACAUUUGUAUUCCUUUCCCCCCCUUGCUGCUUACAAAUUAGGAGCAGAACUGUCUCUGUGAUUUCCCCCACAGUAUUUUAUUACUUGAAAUUGAAGCAUUGACACCCUCGGUUCUAGCACAUCCCUAGUCUUAUUUGCACUCCCAUCACUUUGACUACUGGCCUGUCACAAGUUCAGCAAAGUGCAUUUUUAUAACACCUUUUAAAUCUAUUCACUAUCUGGAGCAAAAAGACAAUGCACUUGAAAUGAUGUCUCUCCACCCCCACCCCAAAUGUAUCUUGAAGGCUACAUUAGUCUCCAUGGUAACAGAUAAAUACAUCUGAUUCUGAGAUUAAUCUAUGGAUAAUUGAGAGUAGGCUUGAAAUGGUUUCCCCCCUAAUGUAUUUUGUUUCAAUACAGUUAACUCUACAGUAACAGCUAAAUACAUCUGCUGCAGAGACUAAGGAAUGGGCAGUAGUCCUUCUUACACAAAGGUCCACAGGAUGUAUAUUUAUAUAUAAGUGGCCACAAAUUUGGGCUUAGUGUUCUAGUCAGCCAUUUUUGUACCUUGUAUUUCCAUUAUCCCUUUCCUAGGUCUUUUUGGCAUGUGCAGAGAAUUCAGAGGAAGGAGGAGUGUAUUUUAUGUCUUUGUCCUGGAACUUUACAGGCUGUUAGACUAGUGCUUCACUCCAUCUAUUAACAUGAAUUAAGAUGCUAAAUGAAAGCACGGCACUGCUCAGUAUACAAGCAUUGACAAAGAAUAACAAAAUCUGGCAUGCAAACUACUGUUCCUUGAUGUGCAGUGGAGAAAACCUUACUGGUGAUAAAUCCAAUGGGAUGGGAUGCAUUUGGAUUACCUGCAGAGAAUGCGGCAAUUGAUCAUGGCUUGCAUCCAGCAGACUGGACACAAAGUAAUAUUCGGCACAUGCGAAAGCAGCUUGAAGCGUUAGGCUUGUAUUUUAGUUGGGAUCGGGAAAUAACCACUUGUUUGCCAGAGUACUAUAAAUGGACACAGUAUCUUUUUAUUAAGCUUUAUGAAGCGGGGUUAGCCUAUGAAAAUGAAGCAAUAGUUAAUUGGGACCCUGUGGAUCAGACUGUUCUUGCUAAUGAACAGGUGGAUGAAAAUGGCUGUUCAUGGCGUUCGGGAGCAAAAGUGGAAAAGAAAUACCUCAAACAGUGGUUCAUCAAAACAUCUGCCUAUGCAAAGGCUUUGCUCGAUGGUUUGUCAGAUCUCCCCAAGUGGUAUGGAAUAAAGGAAAUGCAAGCUCAUUGGUUAGGAGAAUGUGUUGGAUGCUAUUUUGAGUUCAUGCUAAAGACUAAUAAUAAUCCUACAGGAGAGGUGAUAUCAGCCUAUGCAUGUGCACCUGAAGCCAUAUAUGGUGCAUCCCAUUUACAUAUCUUGCCUAAUCAUAGACUGUUACAUGGAAAUAGCUGUUUAAAGGAAAUCUUCCUGAAGGAGCUUGUCCCAGGAAAAGAGUCUCUUACUUCAGUGACAGCUCUGAACCUGCUCACCAGUCAAGAGAUUCCUGUAGUCAUUUCCGCAAAAUCUGAGUUUGAAGGCUCUGUCGAUACUAAAAUAGGAAUCCCUUGCAUUAAACCAGAUGAUGCUGAAGUUGCUAAGAAUUUGGGUCUGUUGUUUGAAGAAGUAAUUGAAACACUGCCGGAUGGUUCAGAGAGACUGAUCAACUCCGGAGAGUUCACAGGUAUGAGUAGACAACAAGCGUUAAAUGCCAUCACUCAACAAGCCAAAAAUAAAGGAGUAGGAGGACACUUAACAAGCAGUAAAUUGAAAGAUUGGCUGAUCUCGCGGCAGCGUUAUUGGGGGACGCCUAUUCCAAUCAUUCACUGCCAGAGUUGUGGUCCUGUUCCUGUCCCUUACGAAGACUUACCUGUGGAAUUGCCCAGUGUCGCAUCCUUUACAGGAAAGGGCGGCUCACUUUUGGCUUCUGCUUCACACUGGGUAAACUGCUUGUGUCCGAGGUGCAAGCAGCCUGCAAAAAGGGAAACGGACACCAUGGAUACAUUUGUUGAUUCAGCUUGGUAUUACUUAAGGUACACUGAUCCUCAUAAUUCUGAGAGACCUUUUCACAAAGACUUGGCAGAUCACUGGAUGCCUGUCGAUCUGUACAUUGGAGGAAAGGAGCAUGCAGUUAUGCAUUUGUACUAUGCCAGAUUCUUCAGCCAUUUUUGCCAUAAUCAGAAGAUGACUAAACACAGAGAGCCUUUUCAUAAACUCUUAGUUCAAGGUAUUGUCAAGAAUCAGACUUUCAGGCUAGCAACAACUGGGCAGUAUUUGAAGAGAGAAGAAAUUGAUCUUACUGGUCCUGAACCUGUUCACAUGAAAACCAAAGAGAAGCUACAAGUGAUGUGGGAAAAAAUGAGUAAAUCCAAGCACAAUGGUAUAGAACCUGAAGAAAUGGUCCAGAAGUAUGGAAUUGAUACAGUCAGACUCUACAUCCUGUUUGCUUCCCCUCCAGAGCAGGACAUCUUGUGGGAUGCAAAGACUGAUGCAAUCCCUGGGGUGGAAAGAUGGCAAUCUCGCCUCUGGAACUUAGCAACCAAAUUUAUUGAAGCUAGGAAUUCUGGAACUCUGCCAAGUCCACAGCUCCUGAAUCAGAAAGAGAAAGCUGAAGUCAAGCGUAUCUGGGAGCAGAAGAACAUCACUGUCUCUGAGGUAACUGAAUUCUUCCAGGAUGAUUUCUCAUUUCAUACCGCAAUUGCUCGACUGAUGGGCCUCAGUAACACGUUGUCACAAGCCUCACAGCCGGUUGUUCUUCACAGUGCAGAAUUUGAAGAUGCUUUGGCAACUCUCUUUGUCAUGCUUGCCCCGAUGGCCCCCCACAUAAGUUCCGAGAUCUGGAAAGGCUUGUCUCACGCUCAAAACAAACUUUGUACUCAUCAUCUCUGGCACAUGGACGUAUUGCAGCAGUCCUGGCCUACGGUGGACCCAAAGUCUCAACAGCUGCCAGAAAUAGUGCAAGUCUCCGUCCUGAUCAACAACAAACCCUGUGGAAAAGUUGGUGUACCUCAACAAGUAUCCCGAGAUGCAGAAGUAGUUCGUGAACUGGUUGUUCAAAGUAAGCUUGGGACUCAAUAUCUCCAAGGACGCACCAUUACAAAGUUCAUAUUGUCUCCUAGAACUGCGCUUGUCAACUUCCUUAUCCAGGAAUAGUCGGUAGCCGUAUUUUCUUAAAACUGCCUGUUUAUCGCUUUCCAUUAAAGUAGGGAAAAAAGAAACUCGACCAUAUUCUCCAACCAAGAUGCUGCAGAGGGCAGAAAAAUUAAAGCACUGAGUGAUAAAGGAGCAAAAGCUAAUUUGUAUAUAAUCAAUGAACAUGAGCACUUCUGCAAAUAUUUCUCUGGAAAUCAUGUACAAAAGCUGGCUUUUGUUAUUAUCACUAUUGCCACAUACAAGCGAAAGUGUUGCUGUGAGUAUUUGGUGCAGGGAUAAGCUGUAAUGCAGUAAAAUGAUUCCUUCUUAUUCUUGUUUCCCUGUGGCAGAAAUAUUUUGGGAGGGGGUUUGCUUUUAAUAAUAAUAAUAAUAAUAAUAAUAAUAAUAAUAAUAAUAAUAAUAUAAAAAUUAGGAAAUAUAUUUUCAGUGUAUUGUUACUGAAAGUAAUGUACACUGUUGUAAUCCAUCACCCCUUUCACUGAUCCUAGUGAUAACCAUUCAACAUGGCUAAUCAGUCUCAGCAUUCAUAAUAAAAUGUGUUUUCUACUUGUUUAUUCCGAGUACAUCUUUGCUAUAUUUUCCACCAAUUCCCAUAGAGCUCACCAGCAUAAAACAAGCUAAUGAAAAUUAAUUCUAGGCAAACAACAACAACAACUCCUCUGUUUAAAUGAUUGUCUCCAUGUUUCAAAGCAGCAUGCUGGUAAUAGAUCACGUCCAAGUAUUGCAGUCUUGCCAAGGGACAUCCAUACAUGCCAGUUUUGGUCUUUUGUUCAGCUCCGAUUCUCACACAGAUUUAAAUGUUCGGCUAGAAUGGAAGUUGUUACCUUGUCUGUGCACUUUAUAAAGUGGAAAUAAAAAAUGAGGUGCCUUUCAAAUGUGGAGAGUCAAUGAUGUACUUCCAUAGCAUGUAUAGCUGUUCUCUUGAACCAGUUCAGCCACUUGGUUAGUACAGCAAGUCAAUUGUUCUAGACCCUGGAAAUUUCUGUAACAAAAAGGAACAGGUUUCCUGGCUUCACUUCUUUGCCAUCUCAGUUUACAGAGCUUAGUGUGCAAUCUUCUUGGCAAACCAUGAGUCACUACUCAGCUCUCUGUCUUGACAAUUUGGAUAUCAGCCCGAUAAUGUAUGGCCAAUAUUUCUAAGCCUUUAAUCCAUGAACUCUAAAGGGCAAAUACUACAAGUAGAUAUUGUUUCUUGUGGGGGACGGGACCCAAUUAGAGCUAUCAAAACCAGAUUCUCACAGUGGCUGAAUUUAAGCAAGGGUUUGCAGCUGUCUACCUUGAACGGCAUUUCAGAAGCUCCAGGAUACACAGGCUAGUGUGUAGCCCAACAUUGCCUGGCUGCUGCCAUGCCACAAACUUCAAUAUAUUUACCGACCUGAGCAUGUGUAAAUAACCUUUUUUGCAUUUUGUAUUAUUGUCAGGAGUUAGCUCAUCCUUCAACAUCUCCGGUCCAAUUCCAUCUUGAGCAUGGCUCUCAAAGAACUAUCUUUGGUUUAUUGACAUUUUCAUUUUAAUGAAGAUUGGGCAUUCAAAAAUCUGAUCCAAGAGUCUCUGUCAAAGUUGAGUUAAUGUUGAAAAGGUGACCAUAAUCACAGGUUGCACCUGUUAAGCAGUGUAUACCUAGUUUCAUCUACUGUGGCCAUAUAUUCUACGUCAGAGAACAGCCCUCUAUUUGAAGGACUGUUCAGCCUUCCCAACAUGGGAUUCGAAUCCACGACCCUGAGAUUAAGAGUCUCAUGCUCCAUCCCUUGAAGGGCUGUUGUUAAACCUGAUUUGCCCAUUUAUGAUAUUCACUCUUCCGAGAUGGGGUGGGAAAAUCUGUCAGAUCUCAAAAAUAUAAAGUAUUUUUUUAAAAAAUCCAGAAACUUCAAGGUCUACUUCCUACUAUGGUAGCUUAAGAAAUAAAAAUACAUUUGUUCAACUUUUUUUUUAAGCCCCAACAACUAGUAUUAGCGAUAAUGUACCAGGUGAGUGACAAAGACAUGUUAGCUUGUGGUUAAGGAAAGACAAGUGGCCAUCAAUAGAAAUUAUAUUUUACAAGUGGGUCCUGCAACCAAUUUCUGCAAUGUGGAGUGUUCAGGAUUUCAGCCACUCCUGAAAUCAGUCUGUCCCUUGUCCUUUCAGUAUUCUGUGGCCAUUUGAGCAUGUUCAGUUAUCACUGAGCUAUUUCUAAAGUUCCCACUGAUUUUUUAAAAAAACAGUUUUAGCAUAGCUGCCAAGUUAUCCCUUUUUUUAAGGGAUUUUCCCUUAUGCUGAAUAGGCUUCCUCGCGAGAAAAGGGAAAGCUUGGCAGCUAUGGUUUUAGGGAUUCUCCCAAGUCUAUUGCUCUUGGCCCACGGGUGAUACCAUUCUGACCACGUAAGCAACAACACCCAAAUCUUCAACAACAGAAAUGGAGGGAACAACACAGCCAAAAAUGUUACAGUGGCUCGAAAGGGC
This is a messenger RNA of Zootoca vivipara (common lizard), 7018 nucleotides long. NCBI's taxonomy places the organism in Eukaryota, Metazoa, Chordata, Lepidosauria, Squamata, Lacertidae. The record is from RefSeq and is a predicted model, not a curated record.